This is a messenger RNA of Geodia barretti, 702 nucleotides long. Lineage: Eukaryota; Metazoa; Porifera; Demospongiae; Tetractinellida; Geodiidae. The record is from the annotation of a GenBank genome assembly.
AUGCUCGCGGCCGGCGCACUGGUGCUUGGCAUCAGUGCGAUCAUCGGGGCGACGGCCGGACCGGCCCUUGCCGCCGACAAGCUCCUGGGCGUGAGCUGCCGGCAGCCCAGAUGGCGCUCGCGAACGGUCAUUCCGACGGUCGGCUACGACAUCCAGAUCGAGGAGCCGGGGAUCUUCUACCUCAGCUUCGACAAUGCCGAGGUCGGCCGCAUUCAGGCGCGGGGCGUGGUCGAUGUCGUGAACAAGGGCCGCUUCGCCUACAUCAAGGGCAGCCCGACCAUGGAGAUUACCGAAUUCGUGUGGGGCGGACAGGUCGAAAUCCUGACUGCCUACAUCGAGAAGGGUGACAUCGAGAUCGUCUGCGAGCUCUAUUCCGACGGCUGGCUGCCCGAGAACGCGCAGAUCAACAUGGAGCAGUGCCUGACCGCCAAUGACAACAACGUCGACGCGGUGGUCGCCUCUAACGACGGCACCGCCGGCGGCGUGGUGGCGGCGCUCGCCUCGCAGGGGCUCGCCGGCAACAUUCCGGUCUCUGGGCAGGACGGCGACAUCGCGGCGCUCAACCGGAUCGCCAAGGGCUACCAGACGGUGGUGGACACGGUGCGAACGCAGGAUGUCACAAAGGAUCAGGUGCUCGGCAUGAUCAUCCUUGGCAAGCGGAUCGAGGAGGAGACCGAGGAGGACCUCGCCAGCCUCCAUUGA